CAGCAAUGUCGUCCGGUUUUAUCUCGGCUGGCGCCACGGAGUACACUCCGGGCAAUGAUGAGGAGUGGCAGAGAGUCAAGAAAGAGCUCGAGGAGUCCCGGAAGCGCAAAGCAGAACAGGGGACCCAAGAAGGGGGAAAAAGCCUUUACGAAAUUCUCCAGCAGAAUAAAGCGGCAAAGCAAGAAGCAUUCGAAGAAUCAAUCCGGCUGAAGAAUCAAUUUCGAGCUCUCGAUGAAGAUGAGGUUGAAUUCUUGGACUCCUUGCUUGAGUCAACUCGUGCGAAGGAGGCGGCUGUGAAGAGGGAAACCAUGGAACAAUUGGAGAUGUUUCACCGCCAGCGAGAGGAGGCGGAGAAGAACGCCGUUCUGGUAGAAAACAAGCUUGGUGAGCCAGGCGCUGGGUCGCAUGGCGAGGAGGAGAAAUGGGCGAUAUCGGGUAGGAAACGAAGGCGGACCAAGGAUAAUGAUGUCCUUCCAGGGGUAAAGCUCCGAAAGUCGUCGAGCACUAGCGGCCAAAUCCCUCCCUAGGAAAAGCCGAAGGCCGAUAAGCCUGCCACUUUGGAGGCACACAUUCCAUCCAACGCUCAGCAUAAAGUAGCGGACUAUUCAGAGCCUCCUGAACCGAAAUGCGAUGCAUCACCUGCUCAGGGCAGCAGACCUGGGCUGCCAGCGGACCCUGGCACCAAAAUUGCGCCGGCAAUCUCCUCCAACCUUGGGUUAGGAGCAUAUAGCUCCGAUGAUGAUGACGAUGAUGAUUGAUUGAGUACGGAGUAGCUGUCCUUAAUUAUUUUUACGAACGGGGGUGUCAAGGCGGAUCCGGAUGCCGUAUCGAUAGUUCCUUGAGCUUGAAAGCUUCGCAGGAAGCAUGGACGGCUGCGACGGAACAAAGGCUUCUGGGGACUUUUUCUCCCAGUGAACAAAUUUCGAGGAAGGCCAAAGGUAUCAUGCACCGGUCCGGCCCCACUCCAAAUGGGAUUUAUAGGCCAUAUUCCGAGGCAGGCAAUUGUUCCCGUACGGCGGGCAGAUGUUGGGUCAAAUGAAAUGGGGUGUGGCUGUGCGUUUCCCUCCCACUUGGAAUGGUUAUCAUGGAGGCUGAGAAGACAUAUGUAGGCAUGCAAGACAUAACCACAUACAUUAUGAGCAGAGAUCGUGACUGAUGAUCCGAAGCAAUGUAUGAAUAGACAUACAUGCGCCGAAGAUCAGUUUAUGCAAGAUUACUGGGUCUUUUUUAACAUAUAUUAAAUUGUAGUGAA
Messenger RNA from Coccidioides immitis RS, 1252 nucleotides. RefSeq lists its product as uncharacterized. The coding region runs from base 6 to 527 and encodes 173 amino acids. The transcript has 2 exons. Lineage: Eukaryota; Fungi; Ascomycota; Eurotiomycetes; Onygenales; Onygenaceae. Gene Ontology annotation, cellular component: nucleus. The record is from RefSeq and is a predicted model, not a curated record.